GGAGGAUUAGUGAGGUGCAGUCACUACACAGCUCUACUAUAUAGGGAGCAUGCUCUGUAUGUAAUAUGUUUGUCCCGUGUACAUACAGUAUAUAAUUACAUGUAUACACAUUUGUUUGUUGUUCUUCAGCCUGUGAUCCCAACCAGUCCCACAAGUGGUAACACAACACCCACAGGAACAAUGGGAAUGCCAUCCAAGGUGGACAGCUCCACCCUACAUGACGUCUUCAUUCUGUCCCCUGUGUCCGGACUUUAUGGCCCAAGAGACGACAUCGGCAUGGUGUCCUGCGACGACAUCAACAAGUAUGGUGUCACCAAGAUGGGGAUGAAGGGUUCGGAGUCACCCAGCUACUUCCUGGAACACGAGAGCGGCAAAUAUUACACGCUGAUUGAAGGUGACCUGAGGCCCGUGUCCAUGCCCACUGACUACAGCUGGAUAGGAGACCCCAAAGAGCCCAACAUGUACAAGAGAGGGAGCCGAGACUCUGAGAAUUCUCUCCUGCGAUAUCUGAGCGAUGACAAGAUCCUGGUGAUCCAAGAGGAGCCGCUGACCCAGAAGGACAACAAGAAGGACACGGGCCGGAGAUCCAGGAAAAAAUCCAAGAACCCGGGCAGUCCCAGUUACCCCAUCAGCCCUUCGAUGUUAACCUCCAGCGGGCGGCUGGACCCGGCCCAGCAAGACUCCAUGACCUUCUCUAUGGCGGACAACAACACCGUACCCCUCUACCAUAGAGCGACCGACACCAUCGGGGGAGACACUGACAGGUACUCGAGCUCGGCGGUGGAGCGUCAGGGAAACACAUCGAUGAGGAAGACUUUCCAUUACGCAUCUCUGAGGGUCAAAACCAAAAAAAGAUCAAAAGGCGGGUCGCUGACCAGCGGCAGCAGACGGAGAAUUUCCUGUAAGGACCUCGGACACGGCGACUGUGAGGGAUGGCUGUGGAAGAAGAAGGACGCCAAG
Messenger RNA from Staurois parvus, 960 nucleotides. NCBI's taxonomy places the organism in Eukaryota, Metazoa, Chordata, Amphibia, Anura, Ranidae. The record is from the annotation of a GenBank genome assembly.